GCUCGCUCGCUAGGGUUACCUUACCGCCGCGCCGCCCUCCCUCUCAUUUGCAGUCGCCUCUGCUUCUCCAUCUCGUUCACGCCGGCGGAGGACCCUCUCCCACUCGUGCUCAUCGUUCCCCUCGCCGUCAGUUGCUCCACCGCCGGGCUCCUCCGCAGCUUCUGGUGUUGCUAUUGAGUUAGCACUGAAUAAGACACUAGGUUUACCCGAGCAUCAUUGUGCAGUUUCCAAGAUGGCUCGCCGAGGAUUGAUGGAACAGGACUUAAGCAAGCUUGAUGUGACAAAGCUUCACCCAUUGUCACCUGAAGUUAUCUCACGCCAAGCGACCAUUAACAUUGGUACCAUCGGCCAUGUGGCUCAUGGAAAGUCCACUGUUGUGAAAGCUAUUUCUGGAGUUCAGACUGUCCGGUUCAAGAAUGAGCUGGAGCGUAACAUUACUAUAAAGCUGGGUUAUGCUAAUGCAAAAAUCUACAAAUGUGAGGACGACAGAUGUCCACGACCGAUGUGCUACAAGGCCUACGGAAGCGGAAAAGAAGACAGCCCUCACUGUGAUGUGCCUGGGUUUGAAAACACUAGGAUGAAGCUCCUGAGACAUGUUUCUUUUGUUGAUUGCCCGGGGCACGACAUUCUCAUGGCUACAAUGCUUAACGGAGCUGCUAUCAUGGAUGGAGCACUGCUUUUGAUUGCAGCGAAUGAAAGUUGCCCACAGCCCCAGACAUCUGAGCAUCUUGCAGCUGUUGAGAUCAUGCGUCUCCAGCAUAUCAUCAUUCUGCAGAACAAGAUUGACCUUAUCCAGGAAAGUGCAGCGAUGAACCAGCAUGAAGCAAUCCAAAAAUUCAUCCAGGGAACAAUAGCUGAAGGCGCUCCUGUGGUGCCUAUAUCUGCCCAGCUGAAAUACAACAUUGAUGUGAUCUGUGAAUACAUUGUGAAGAAAAUCCCCAUCCCUGAAAGGAACUUUACCUCACCUCCCAAUAUGAUUGUUAUUCGCUCGUUUGAUGUUAACAAGCCUGGUUCAGAGGUUGAUGAAAUUAGGGGUGGUGUAGCUGGUGGCAGUAUCCUCAGGGGAGUUCUGAGGGUAAACCAGAAAAUUGAAGUUCGCCCUGGCAUUGUCAUGAAAGAUGAAAGUGGCAACAUCAAAUGCACCCCAAUCUACUCAAGGAUUGUCUCGCUAUAUGCUGAGCAGAAUGAGCUCCAAUUUGCUGUGCCUGGAGGGCUUAUUGGUGUGGGAACAACCAUGGACCCAACUCUAACACGUGCUGAUAGACUUGUUGGUCAGGUUCUUGGUGAAGUUGGCUCUCUACCUGAUGUUUACGUAGAGCUUGAGAUCAAUUUCUUCCUUCUCCGGAGACUUCUGGGUGUGAGGACAAAAGGUACAGAGAAGGCAGGGAAGGUGUCCAAGCUCACCAAGGGCGAGAUCCUCAUGCUUAACAUAGGAUCCAUGUCGACAGGCGCCCGCGUGCUUGCCGUUAAGAAUGAUCUUGCCAAGCUACAGCUCACCGCGCCCGUCUGCACAAGCAAAGGAGAGAAGGUUGCCCUGAGCCGUCGUGUUGAGAAGCAUUGGCGCCUUAUCGGAUGGGGCCAGAUCCAGGCCGGUUCAACACUCGAAGUGCCACCCUGCCCGCUCUGAAGCAUCAUCACACCAGAAUUUGAGCUGAAGCUGUGAGUGCUGUGAGGAGAAAACAUGAGAUUGUUGGUAGUCCUGCCUCUGUGUUACUUAGCCACUAGUCGGGUUUUGUUUCUUGGAAAUUUUGAAGGGCACUUUACAUUGUGUUACUAUAGGACGAGUCCUGUGAACAUUAGCAGGUUGAAAACCAGCUGCCUGUGGAUCAGUAUUGCCUUGUCGACAUUUAUGGUGGUGUCAUCCUGGGUUCAAUGUUUUCGCACCAAAUAUUUGUACUUUUCACUAAUGUUGGGUUGGCUACUUGAAGAAGCCUACCAAAUAGAACCACGUGUCGUUGUGCAUAUGCGCAAUUCAAUAAUUGCAAUGUUCAUUGAUCA
Molecule: messenger RNA, 1998 nt
Organism: Setaria italica (foxtail millet)
Lineage: Eukaryota; Viridiplantae; Streptophyta; Magnoliopsida; Poales; Poaceae
Product: eukaryotic translation initiation factor 2 subunit gamma
Exons: 9
Coding region: 233-1627 (464 amino acids)
Biological process (GO): formation of translation preinitiation complex; positive regulation of translational fidelity
Cellular component (GO): cytosol; eukaryotic translation initiation factor 2 complex
Molecular function (GO): tRNA binding; GTP binding; translation initiation factor activity
Source: RefSeq, a predicted model, not a curated record